Siniperca chuatsi (mandarin fish) is the source of this 7229-nucleotide messenger RNA. RefSeq lists its product as uncharacterized. The coding region runs from base 1589 to 3316 and encodes 575 amino acids. NCBI's taxonomy places the organism in Eukaryota, Metazoa, Chordata, Actinopteri, Centrarchiformes, Sinipercidae. The transcript has 8 exons. The record is from RefSeq and is a predicted model, not a curated record.
CUCCUUCAUUCCCUCUCUUCUUCCUUCCUCUCUUUCUUCCCUCAUUCUUGUCCAUUCUCUCCUCUACUCUUGCGUCUCGCUUUUUCCUUACCUAUCUCUCUUCCAUCUUCAUUUCCUCAUCCAUUCUUCCACUCAUCCUUUCAUCCUUUCUGGACUCUUCUCUCUUCAUAUCCUCCCUUCUUUCCACCUGGCAUGUCAGAGCUUGCAAACAGAGAAAGAGAGAGAGAAGUGUGUGUGUGUGUGUGUGUGUGUGUGUGUGUGAGAGAGAGAGAGAGAGAGAGAGAGAGAGAUAAAGAGACCAGGAGAGAGCGAGCAGACUGAAGCUGAACAGUGAGCGGGUUGAGUGGGUUGAGCAGCAGGAGUGCUUCUGUCCUCGGAGCUGUGGACGAUCCAGUCUCCAGUGUCUGAGAGCAAAGAGUCUGCAGGAUAAACUGCUUGUAGUAGAACAAGAAACAGGAUCUGUCCACUGAGAACUGAGUCUCGUUUAUCAGGACAAAAUUUUCUUACUCCAGGAUGAUCUAUCACCUUCCAAACCAACACAGAGCCUGAAGCUGCUCCGGCUCAGCUGAAUAAAUCAUUCCUCUGAAAGAGGAAUAAAGAAGAAGAAGAGGAGGGGGAGGAAAAGUUAGCCUAUCAACAAAAGACAAGAACAACUAAAAAAGUCUAAAUUGGCGCCUUUGCGGACUAUUGGAUAUAUUGUUCCCUAUGAAAUCCAGAAGAAAAGAGGAAUAAUAGAGAAAAAGUGACGUGAGAAAAGAAGGAAAAGGGUUUCAUUGUAAGACCAACCAAAAAAGGAUGUUGGUGUCUGUUACAUCCUAAAAAAACAAAAGAAGGAGAUAUAAAGAUGAAAAUAAAGAUUGAGUAACAGAAGAAAACUGCAACCAUAAGUGUCUGGUUUUGCUUUUUUUUUUCCAAAUCCAGAAAAAAGGAGGAAUAAAGCAGAAAACACAGAAGAGGAGGAAGUUUUUUCACCCUAAUGAUCAAAGAUGUUGUAGAUCAACUGUGUGAACUUCACUCUCUCAAGAAGGAAGAAAAAGAAAGAACUAACAGGGGAAGAAGAAUAUCAGCUUGUCAGCUGAAAAAAUCAAGGAAAAGUUUAUUUUCACUUUUUAGUUUUUGGAGAUUUUAUUAAAUUAUUCUGAAAGAGAGGGAAGAAAACAACUUAAAGAGUCUGAAUUUGCAGUUUGCUGAAGACAGAGGAGCAGGAAAAGUUCAAGGACCAACCAAAAAAGUCUAAAGAAGCUACAGAAACGCAAGAGUGAAGAGUCAAAAGUGAAGGAAUAGAAAGGAUAUAGAGGAAUAAAGUGGAAAAGAGAAAUAUCUGGAAAAAAGGGAGGGAAAAAGGGACAAGAAGGUUUAAAGCGACUACAGAGAAGAAAAGGAAUAAUCAAGGGGGAAAGGCAAUAAAGGGAGAAAAAGGAUGAACCAAGAAGAAAAGAAGUAGUAAAGAAAAAGGACAAAUCAAAAGAAUAGGGAGGACUAAAGAACAAAAGUAGAAACAAAAAAGGGGGGACUAAAGCAAAAAGAAUCCAGAAACAUUUCAAAGGGAAAAUCAAGAGUAAAGAACCCGAAGGACCCAGGUGUGGCAAUGAGGCUUCUUGCAGCGCCUCUCUCCAUCCUCAUCCUCCACAUUGCAGUGGCAACCUUGGCAGGCAGCAUGGCCCCGGGCCGGCUGGAGCGCUGGGUCCGCUCAGGCCUCCAGUCGCUGCACUGGGACCAGCUGGACCGUUGCCUCCGCAUGUCCUCCCUCCCUGAGGCCGAGUGCAGGCGGCUCGCCCACCUGCCAAUGUCCGCUGUGGCUGUUUACGUAUCGGAGCCACGCACAGCUGCAGGUAACUCAGACAAAGUUCUGGCCAUCCUGCCGGACUCCUCAGGUAGGAUGGUGAGCUCUAAACCGCGGGGAGGUUUCAGCGUCAGCCAGGUGCUGAAUGGAGGGGAAGGUCCCCCCAGACAGCAGCAGCCGUUCCCCGGUUCCACAGCUCAUGAUGCCGUGCUAGUGCUGGAUCCGAGCCCUGGGGAGAACUUUGGACACCCAGUGGUCCUCUUCUAUGUGGAUUUGAAUGUGACGAAGAAGAGCUGCUCCCAUCUGGAUGGCAUUUACCUGGGUGAGGAGUGUUUGACUCUGGCUUUGAAGGGUCGUUGUCAGAACCAGCUUAAGCGUCGGCAAGCCGGGCCAGAGAGGCUUAUGGGUAAUGGACAUGGUCGACUGGCAGGUGGGGCACUGCGUGGUGGUACCAUUACCACUAGCGGUGGUAGCCGUCUAGGGGAGCGGGCCAUUGGAGGGCUAUGUGAAGUCCACUUUCUUCCACUGGUGGUUGGACUCGGAGACAACAACCGAACACAGAGACUCAGAUGUGUUGACCAUGCAGAGUUUGCAAGGUGCCCUCAGCCACUGCCAAUGAGCUCUCCCAGUUUGCCUGUCUCAAGCUGUGAGCUAAAUAAAAACACCAGACGCUGCCACCAGCAGCCGUUGGCCACGCACCUCUCCUGCCGACUCUACCAGACCUGUGACCACGCUGUGCUAAUCUCAGGCGGCUGGCAGCAGCAGAUGACGUUCCAGCGUCAUGUUCAGAAUCUUCAGAGGUUCUACAGAAUGCUGCAGAACAACGGCUUCCAUAAAGAUCACAUCAAGACCUUCUUCGCCAGCAGCGGACAGCUUCCAGAGGAUGUAGAGGGUGUGUACUCGGCAACGGAGAAAGCGGUGAUUCGUAACCACGUGUCGUACGUCUGCAGGAAGCAGCACUGCGCCGACACACUGGUUCUUUACCUGAACUCUCCAACACGCAAUGACGGCACCAUGCUGCUGUGGGACGCCAACCUCAAUGGCAUUGCUGAUCUGAAGGAGCGAUACUCCGUCAACGAGCUGCUGGCCGACCUGGCCGGCUGCAGGGCAACUCGGGUUUUGCUGUUUGUGGAUCAGAGCUACAGUGGUGUUCUGUCCAAGAGGCUGCGAGGGUCCCAGAAACACCUCAAUGUGGUUCUGAUCCAGAGCCAGACACAGAAGACCCACAACCACCAGAGGUUGAACCCUGGCUGGGAGGACACCAGCUGGUUCUACAUCAGCUCUGUGACCUGCCUGCUGGACCACCUGGGAAAGGGUAGUGGGAUGUCUCGCCUCCUGAAGCCAUGGGCCGGCCUUUUAAACGUGACAUUGGCAGGCGCCCCCUGUAACGCCACGCCGCCUCUGACGGAUGGCGAGAUGCGGCGAGAGUACCAGGGCUGCCAGAACCUGCCAACCGCGCUCUGGCACCAGAAACUGAGGAGGACCAACAGAGAGAGAGACACUGAGACUGACUGGGAGAGAGAGAGAGAGUGAGAGAGACUGCAGUGGGAAACUAAUUAUGGACACACACAACGACCAUAUACAAGCGUUUGCAUUACACAUAUGCAUAUUUGUGUGUUAACUUAGGACUUUAGUUUCAGUGUGCUUGGUGGACAGUGGCGUGUGCAUGUGCUUUCUGUCCUAGCUCAGACAGUAACCAUGGUGAUGACAGCUCAUCCCAACAGGAGUGUCCUGAACACCAUGUGAACCGUAUGUGUGUGUGUGUGUUUGUGUGUGUGAGUUCAGCAAGAGGACAACCAGUCUCGGAGACCAUUGCUAGCUUACAUUCGGAUCAGUGUGUGUGUGUCUGUGUGCGUACGCCACAUCUCCUGGGCUCUUGAACAUUUCAGAGCCAAUCAUCUAUCUCUAUUUUUAUCUUUACAACAGUUAUUUCUUCAUUCUGCCCUUUGCUUCACCUUUCAUCAGCUACUUUGCUCCUCCCUUUCCUCUCUUGAUCUCCUCCUCUAACCUCUUCUCAACUUAAUUUCCUUCUUGCCUCCUUCUUUCCUUCCUUUCUUGACUUGCUUAUCUCAUUUUCUUCCCUUUCUCUCGCUCUUUUCUUUCUUCUUGCCCUUCUCCCGCUCUCUUCUUUCUUAAAUUCUUCCUGUGUUUCUUUUGCUGGCAUUCGACUCCUUUCUCGACUGUCUUUCUCAACUUCUUUCUCCUUUUACCCUUUCCUCUAUUUUUCUUACCUUCUCCACUUUUCCUCUUCCUUUUUGGCUGACAGUGUUUGAAAAAGUUGAAUAUUGGAAUAAUUUUGACAGAACUGACAAAAUCCUAACACAUAGAUGAGUUUCCAUUGACGUGUUACGUGCGCACAAGAAAACCUGAACAUUAACACCACAAUUUUUUCAAAAAACAUUACUUACAGAUUGAGAAAAAACCUUAACUCAAGGUCCACUUCCUAGCUUUUAUCCGCAUCUCACAGUUAAAAGCUCCUGAAUGUAUUUAUUUUUUGUCAAUCUAGUGUUUCCAAGGUCAAGAACUUUCACACUCAGUACUGACAAUAUUUUUGGAGAGUAGGGUGACACAUGAAGCCUCUUAACCCAAACUGCUGCUUGCUCUUCUCAAAUCAGUCAGAUGUCCGUUCAGUACAUCAUAUUUGCCAAGCAGAACUAUCAUUUGUAAAAGAAAUUCCUAAAGUCAACAUUUGGGUAAUCCAAACUGUGUCACAUUGUAGUUUAGACCCCUCUUAAAAAACCCAAUCAGCUAAUGAUAUUUUGCUACUUUUACAAAUGAUGUCCUCAUAAUUAUGUCCUAAAAUGACAAAAUGUUGUUUGUCAGAGUCGUCCAAAACUAAAUAUACACAAGUCUAAAGGUCGCGUAUAUGAGCAUUUCUCAUCUGAUGCCCCUGUGGUAUGGUUAUGCUACGUAAAGUUAGGUAACAAUUGUUGUCAUGUUGUAAAGAAACCAAUAGGAGAAAGGACAUAAACCCUGGUCUUCUGUGUUCUAAUGGUUUGAACAAACAACCAACCUGAGUGAUGAGAAAACCAGACAGGUUUUAAACAAAUCCCCAGUUCAACUCAAUUAUCUAAACCACAUCUUUGGUAGUGAACAUAAAAGUGAACACAAGAAAUUGUUUAUGGUUGCCCUGUGGUCUCUGUUCUAGAAGUUGUAUCAUGAUGACCAACAAGAACAAUGGUCAAACCUUCAAAAAAUAAAAUCCAGGUUGUAAAAAGAAUUUAAUGUUGCAUUAAAGCAGAGUGGUGUCUGAAGCCAGGAAAUUUAAUUUUUAAGAUUUAGAGAUAGAGGGCUUGUUAUGCUUCUUAACCUGAGGAAGAGGGAAAGAGAGAGACACUGAGACAGCCAGGAAACGAGAGACAGAAACUGGUUGGCAGUGAUCAUGAUUAAGAUAUGAAGCACUGAGACUGCCCUCACUGCUACACAGACUGGCUAUGGCAUUUUAAUAAGGGCACAACUUGUGUGUGUGUGUGUGUGUGUGUGUGUGUGUGUGUGUGUAUGUGUGUUCUAUCACAUAGACAGAGGCAUCACAUGAAACAUGCACACAUUCUAAUAUUAAUCCAUCCCUACACUAACAAGUACUUGUUGUCCUCUACUUUUGGUGGUACUUUGUGAUGAUUUUUGUCUAUACAUUACCUCCUGUCUUUUCUUCAUCCGAAUAACCAUAUAUACCACAGCCCAGUGUACAUCUCAUUCCCUCUCUGCUAUGUUUUGUACUAAUGUCUGUUGUACUGAUUUGUUUUUACAAAAGAUGGAAGUUGAUUGGAAGAAAAACUUUCCAUGUGGAAAUUGUGUGGAACGUUUUGGACCAGAACUGUGUCCAACUAGUUGACAUGUGCAUAUCCACAGUUUGUGUAAUGAUCUGUACAGAGUACGACAUGUAAUUUAGCAGAAAUGUUUCUAGUUGCCUCCAGCAAAUCACAAUCUAGUCAAUAAAAGUACUUUUAGAAACCAGCGAAGUACAUGAGAUUUAUUUGUCUGGCUUCCAACUCUAAAGCACUGACCAGGUGACCAUAUCAGCAGAAUAGGGCAUAGCAGUGAAUAGGCAAAGCAGACUUGUAAAUAUAAGCUAAACCUAAGUACCGUCCUAUGUUAAUCUUUCUUGUUGUCCUGACAAUCCUGUUUAGCUUUUGACUACUCAGUGGUUUCAUACAGCGUUAUAAAGCACAACCUUGUGAACCGCUGCUGUCUGACCCAGUUGUCUCCAACAAGCGCACAAUAACUUUCAAACCGAGGCUGUUGCAACCAGUUUAAAAAACAGAUAGGCCUGCAUUUUUAAUACCGAGUAGAGUUCCCCUAUGGCACUCAGACGACCACCACCCAGUAUUUUAGGUGUCCAAGGUUCCAUUCAUUUUAUGCAUAGACAAUGUUGGGUGACUGGCAGUUGAAGCAUUUCUAAGUGCUGGAAUGGAUAUGAAGCUUUCCCGUUUGAGUCAUCAGUACCAGCAAGGAGCAAGAAAAAAAAAGUUCAGAAUCAGAUGUCAUGUACAAAGACCAUGUGUAAAUUGUGUAAAGGAAAAAAAAAAAAGAGAGACUUAAAUUCACACGUACAAGACUGAGUAUGUACUGUAAAAACACAAGUCAACUAUAACUCCCAAGGAGCAUUAGAGUAACAAAGAUCAAAUCAAAAAGCAAGCUCAAAAACUCUGCUGCUGGGGCUGCUAAAGGCUAACUGAAGGCAGAGUCAAGAGCUGACGUAUUUAUAAUCAGUGGCCGUAACAUUAUCCUGACUCCUACUGUUCCUCUUUCUACAUUGUGGAACACUAGGAUAAUCAUUGAAGGAAAACAUUUCUCGAUCCUCCCCUUUAAGAGGAUAUUGUAAUCCUAGAUGCAAAAACACUGAAACAAAUACAUUUCCCUAGCACUUUGGAUUGCCCUGUUGUUGAAGUGUGUUAUACACAAAUAAACUUGUCUUCUCUAAGAAAAAAAGACACUGUAGUAAAAGUUCAAAACACUCCUGUCAAAAACAACAUAUCUGUAGCUGCUCUUCAGUGUAAUUACAUAACCUUGAACAUUCUUGAAUGAUUCAAAGUGUAUUGCCGUGUAUGCGCUGUUUCUGUAAAUAUCACACAAUUAUUAUAUCAGUCAUUUCAGGUUCGUAUUAGAGCUUCUCAGUGUGACAGAAGAUUAAUCUCAGCCAUAAAUGAGACACUUUGUGGUUUUCAAUUAUUUGACAAGGAGAAUCUCCUCAAUGACUAAGUUAAUGUUUGUAACUUGACAUACAUUAUAAUUACCACUCAUCUUUAUUGCAUUGAAAAAUGUGUGUAACCUAUAGCCUGUCCCUUCUGUGUAAGCAGAUGUAUAUAUGAAAAAAGUAAGGUGUUGUAGAUAAAUCUUUGUAUUUAUUGUCCUGUAUGUUAUCCAUUAAUGACUGUAACCUCUGUUUAUAUAUGAAAUAUUGUCAAACAAAUAGCCUACACAUAAAAAAAUAAAUAAUCAAACGAUG